This is a messenger RNA of Diabrotica virgifera virgifera (western corn rootworm), 4431 nucleotides long. RefSeq lists its product as uncharacterized. Lineage: Eukaryota; Metazoa; Arthropoda; Insecta; Coleoptera; Chrysomelidae. The record is from RefSeq and is a predicted model, not a curated record. The coding region runs from base 815 to 2974 and encodes 719 amino acids. The transcript is spliced from 3 exons.
GUAGUGAUUGGCUAAAAAAAGUCUUGCCGCUAUCUGUGUAUUUUGGAUGACAAUUGACGUUUUUGACAGUCAAAUCAAACAAAAUGGCUUUGUUGGUUAUGGUGGUGUAUGCCGUCUUCCGUUAGUUUACGUUUUCCUGUUUUUCUUGAUCCAUCGUGUUCAAGGAGUUCGCUUUUUUCCAUCCAUUGGCUCCUCGUUUAUUAAAUUAGUUUAUAUUUGGAUUAUUUCUUAUUUCAUCGUCUUUUGGUAGGCAAGAAGCAACUGAAAUACAAACACCGACUCUGAACGAGUCUCUAAAUUUUGAUAAUAGUCUUCAGGAUACAAAUGGAUUGAAGGUUCUACUUAAACAUAUAUUAACAAUUAAGGAACAGAACAGAAAAAUUCUAAAUAUUUUGGAGAAAUCAAAACCAUUUAAAAAUUCAGAUUUACCUGAUGACUUCAAAAUAAAAUUGCCAAUAGAAUCCUUACAAGACCUGGAAGAACUAGAGAUAUGUUUGGCAGAAGAAGAGAACUUCAACACUUUUAAAUCAAACUGUGCCUCAAUUUCAAACCUGAAAGAUGUUACCCAGAAGAAUAAUAGGAUAUUAAGAUCUCUUUUGACAGAUAAUAUUGCGAAGCAUUUUAAUUACUUCGGUAACAACUGGCGGCAUGACAGAGUAUCAAAUAAGCGACCAUUUAAUUAACUGCGCUUAAACAAAGUGGUUCUAGGUGAGUUGCUCUAGGGUAGAGCGCUGGUUAAAACAUGCUCCUAACCGUAACAAGAAAAAUUACUAAUUUGGAAUUGUUUUAAUUUUAGUUUUUUAUUUGAUUAAACAUGCAAAGGUUUUAUAAAGAAUCUGUAGGUGAACGCCAAAUGUGUAGGAGGGUGGCUAAGGAACUUAAAAAUACGAUUGAAGGUCUUAAUAGUAAUUUAAAUCAGGCUUCUUCCCUUGUUAGUAAAACAGUAGUACAUAGUGAUACCGUUAAUAUAAUUUCUAGUACUGAUGUCACUAGAAGUAAUUUAAAUCAGACUUCUUCACUUGUUAGUAAAACAGUAGUAGAUAGUGAUUCCGUUAAUAUAAUUUCUAGUACUGAUGUCACCAACUCUAAAGUUAGUUCUGAAAAUUUAAUUAAUAGUAAUAAUAUUAGUGAAAUUGAAAAUGACACGAGCAUAGAAUCUGACUUUGAAAUGGAUUUAGAGUUAAUAAGUUGUUUAGAUAAUGCAAGUAACUCCAAUAAAUUUCAAAAAAACUCUUACGACUUACAUGGUGAACUAAAGAGAUGGGCAAUUCGUAACAAAGUCACUCAUAGUACAGUAACUGAUCUUCUUCAUGUGUUAGUUCCAGUUCAUCCAGAAUUACCUCUGAGUUCUAAGACUCUUUUGAACACACCAACUACUAUUACCUUAAAAAAAAAACUAACUUCAGGCAGUUAUGUUCAUUUUGGAUUGGAAAAUUAUCUUAAAUUCUAUAUUUCUACAAAUGAUUCAAUAAUUUCAAACGAUAUUCUAAUAUCUUUUAAUAUUGAUGGUUUACCUCUUUUUAAAAGCUCUUCAGUGCAGUUUUGGCCUAUCUUGGGUUUAAUUGUAAAUAGCAGUAUAAAAGUGAAACCAUUCGCUAUAGGUGUUUUUUGUGGAAAUUCUAAACCUAGCCCACUGGCUGAUUAUUUGAAUGACUUUAUUAAUGAUCUUAAAUUUUUACUGGAGAAUGGUCUAACCUUUAAAGAUAAAGAAUAUAGGAUACAUGUUCAUAGUUUCAUUUGUGAUGCUCCAGCUCGAGCCUUUAUAAAAUGUAUAAAAUCGCACAACGGUUAUUCAGGGUGUGAUAAAUGUACUGAAGAAGGAGACUACUUUAAACAUAGGAUGAUUUUUAAUAACAUUUUGGCACCAAGGAGAUCGGAUCAGUCAUUUUUGCUAAAAUCUGAUCAGAAUCAUCAUACUGGAAUUUCACCUUUGGAAGUCUUAAAUAUAGGAUUGGUUUCAAAAUUUCCAAUUGACUCUAUGCAUUGUUUAUACUUAGGUGUUAUGAAAAAACUUCUUCUCACAUGGAUAUGUGGUGACUUGCGUGUUCGGUUAUGUGGUAGGGAUGUUACAAACAUAUCAGAAAACUUAAUUUUUUAUGGAAAAUUUGUUGUCUCAGAGUUCAAUAGAAAACCUCGAAGUCUUUCAGAGGUAGCUCGUUUUAAAGCAACAGAAUUUAGAACUCUUUUGCUUUAUUUAGGAGUCCUAGUUUUAAAAAAUAUUGAUAAGGCUAUGUAUGAACACUUUCUUCUAUUGCAUUCUUCUGUUACUAUCCUGUUAUCUAAAAGGCACUUAGCAAAUUUUGGUUGUGAUGUUCCUAGAAAAUUACUGGACUGCUUUAUAACCCAUUCCAAAGACCUGUAUGGAUUAGAGUUUUUAAUUUAUAAUGUUCAUGUAUUGUGUCACUUGAGUGAAGAAGCUCGGUUGUUUGGUCCAUUGGACCAGAUUUCUGCUUUUCCUUUUGAAAACUAUUUAAAUGAAAUAAAAAAGUCAGUGAAAUCGCCUAAUAAACCAUUAGAACAAUUGUUUUGUCGCCUGACAGAAGCUAAUACUAUAUCAGUAAUUAAUGAUAGUGUCACAAAGAAAUGUGAAAUUCAACAUUUUAAUGGUCCACUGUUACAUUUAUCUUUUAAUUCUACUAAACAGUAUAAUAAGCUUAAAUAUAAUAAUAUUGUGUAUACUGUAGAAGCACAUUCCAAUGUCAACUGUUAUUGUCUAAACAACGAAUAUUGUGUAAUAAAAAUUAAUAACAUAGUUAAUGCUAAAAAUGAAUAUUUUUUAAUAGGUCAAAAGUUUACAUCUUACGAAUCUUUCUAUAAUUACCCUUUUGAAUCAAAAUCACUUAAUAUUUGCAUCGUAAGUAAACUACUUCAAAAUAUGGAACUUUUUAAUCUCGACAGUAUAAUUACAAAAUGUAUGUUAUUCCCUCUUGAUCCACCCAACAACAGUAAAUGGUUAUCAUUUCCUUUAUUAUAAAGUAAAUAUUUUAGCAUUAUUAUGGAAAAAACAAACUUCGGCAGACUUUUACAAAAAUAAAUGUUACUUUUAAUGGAGGAGGGUAUACUUUUAAGAGGGACAUUUGGCCAUUUAUGAAAAAAAAUUAAAUUCUUUCAAACAUUUAGAAAUGAGCAAUGUAAAAGUACAUUUUUAUUUUUUCGAAUCUAAAAUAAAUUAAAUAAAAAUAGUAAUAAAUUAAAGUCUUCUAUCAGAUAUUGUCAAAAUUGUAAAGUGGCAACAUAUGGUUUUUAAGGGUGCAUUUAAAUUUAAAAUGGUGGGAAAAUCAAAAUUGUAAACCGUUAAAUUCCUUUCAUAAAUUCUUAACCAAAAUACUUCAUAGAAUACCUCGCAUAUUUUUCCAUGUUGAAUUAAAAUAUCGUUGUCAAAAAAUAGUUUGAUGAAAUUUGGUGAUAUUUCACUGAAGCGCAAUAACUGUCUUUACAAAGUAAUUUUUAAGAACGAUAUUUUAUUGCAACAUGGACUAAGUAAGAUAGGUAUUCUAUGAAGUAUUUUGGUUAAGAAUUUAUGAAAGGAAUUUAAAUGGUUUGCAUUUUUCGUUUUCAUCCCAUUUUUAACGUAACCGCAUCCUUAAAUUAUUGAUGACUAAUUGUUAAAGUUGUCAUUUCCUUUGAAUCACAUCCCGCCAUGACUAUUUAAACAUAUUAUUUUGAAAAAUUAGCUUGCAUAUAAAAAAAUUAAUAAUUAUCUUGUGUUCUGCCGAAUAUUUGUUUUAAAAUUUUAUUUCGAUAAAAAAAUAUUUGAAAAACAAAACAAAAAUAAAAAUUCCAAUAUUCGAAUGGUCGUAAGUAUUUUUUUUUUAAUAUAAACACAAGUUUUUAAGGAUAAGUAUAAAAUUUGCAAGAUGUUGAUGUAUAAAAUGUAACAUCUUUAUUUAAAAAUAGUCAAAAAAUUUAAAAAUAAAAAUAUUCUCGAUUAUGUUCAAAUUUUUAAUGAAUUAAAUUUUUUGACUAUUUAAAAAAGUAUGUUUUACACAUCAAUAUUUUGCAAAUUUUAUGAAAAAGAUUAUUAUUAAAAAGUUAUAUUUAUUAAAAAAAAAUACUUAUUUAUGACCAUUCAAAUAUUAUUUUUAAAUAGCCAUGGGGAUGCGAUUCAAGAUUUUCAAAAAGAUACAUUGUCAAGUAUGAUACAUCACUAGAUUUGAAAUUUUGUGAAGAACAAAAUUGUCACAAAAAAAUUAUCUCAUUUCCGGUUAAACCGGAAGUAAUAAUUGAAGCACCGCCAAAAGCUGAAUAUUUAUGUGAUUUCAAAAUAAUCCGUUUAUUAACAAAAAAGUUAUUCACUGUUACCUGAUCUCGUCACCAGGUAUAUCUUAGCCACCCUACCUGCCAUUUGCUUUACAAAGUUUCUUGUAUUUUAUAUCCAUAUGUCAUUUUACAAAGUUUUUUGUAUUUUAUAUAAUAAAAGUUUUGACAGAG